This is a messenger RNA of Procambarus clarkii (red swamp crayfish), 2028 nucleotides long. NCBI's taxonomy places the organism in Eukaryota, Metazoa, Arthropoda, Malacostraca, Decapoda, Cambaridae. The record is from RefSeq and is a predicted model, not a curated record.
AUGUCAUCACUAACGGUGUUCCAUCACACCCUACUCCAUCCCUAUCAUUGUUUCCUCACAUUAUUACAUCGCUGCCGCUCUUCCAUCACUUCCAGGGCCACCCACUGGGAGCCAUCACAUCCAGGGCCACCCACUGGGAGCCAUCACUUCCAGGGCCACCCACUGGGAGCCAUCACAUCCAGGGCCACCCACUGGGAGCCAUCACUUCCAGGGCCACCCACUGGGAGCCAUCACUUCCAGGGCCACCCACUGGGAGCCAUCACAUCCAGGGCCACCCACUGGGAGCCAUCACUUCCAGGGCCACCCACUGGGAGCCAUCACAUCCAGGGCCACCCACUGGGAGCCAUCACUUCCAGGGCCACCCACUGGGAGCCAUCACUUCCAGGGCCACCCACUGGGAGCCAUCACAUCCAGGGCCACCCACUGGGAGCCAUCACAUCCAGGGCCACCCACUGGGAGCCAUCACUUCCAGGGCCACCCACUGGGAGCCAUCACUUCCAGGGCCACCCACUGGGAGCCAUCACAUCCAGGGCCACCCACUGGGAGCCAUCACUUCCAGGGCCACCCACUGGGAGCCAUCACAUCCAGGGCCACCCACUGGGAGCCAUCACUUCCAGGGCCACCCACUGGGAGCCAUCACUUCCAGGGCCACCCACUGGGAGCCAUCACAUCCAGGGCCACCCACUGGGAGCCAUCACAUCCAGGGCCACCCACUGGGAGCCAUCACUUCCAGGGCCACCCACUGGGAGCCAUCACAUCCAGGGCCACCCACUGGGAGCCAUCACAUCCAGGGCCACCCACUGGGAGCCAUCACUUCCAGGGCCACCCACUGGGAGCCAUCACAUCCAGGGCCACCCACUGGGAGCCAUCACAUCCAGGGCCACCCACUGGGAGCCAUCACAUCCAGGGCCACCCACUGGGAGCCAUCACUUCCAGGGCCACCCACUGGGAGCCAUCACAUCCAGGGCCACCCACUGGGAGCCAUCACAUCCAGGGCCACCCACUGGGAGCCAUCACAUCCAGGGCCACCCACUGGGAGCCAUCACAUCCAGGGCCACCCACUGGGAGCCAUCACAUCCAGGGCCACCCACUGGGAGCCAUCACUUCCAGGGCCACCCACUGGGAGCCAUCACAUCCAGGGCCACCCACUGGGAGCCAUCACAUCCAGGGCCACCCACUGGGAGCCAUCACAUCCAGGGCCACCCACUGGGAGCCAUCACAUCCAGGGCCACCCACUGGGAGCCAUCACAUCCAGGGCCACCCACUGGGAGCCAUCACAUCCAGGGCCACCCACUGGGAGCCAUCACAUCCAGGGCCACCCACUGGGAGCCAUCACAUCCAGGUCCACCCACUGGGAGCCAUCACAUCCAGGGCCACCCACUGGGAGCCAUCACAUCCAGGGCCACCCACUGGGAGCCAUCACAUCCAGGGCCACCCACUGGGAGCCAUCACAUCUACUUCUUAAUCACUAAAGAUUCUCCAUCGCCCACUACUCCUUCACUCCUGAAUUCUCGUCAAGCAGCUACUCCAUCACUACUAAUUAUCCACACUUUGAAAAAUAUAACACCUCUUUCCCUUCCUCGCAACCCUUGUCUUUCACUUCCAAAAGCACCUCACACUGCGCACCUCACACUGCGCACCUCACACGGCGCACCUCACACGGCGCACCUCACACUGCGCACCUCACACUGCGCGCCUCACACUGCGCGCCUCACACUGCGCGCCUCACACUGCGCGCCUCACACUGCGCACCUCACACUGCGCACCUCACACUGCGCACCUCACACUGCGCACCUCAGACUGCGCACCUCACACUGCGCGCCUCACACUGCGCACCUCACACGCCAGGACCACAAGGGCCAUGAGAUGCCAGUGGUGGCAGAGAUGCCAGUGGUGGCAGAGAUGCCAGUGGUGGCAGAGAUGCGAGUGGUGGCAGAGAUGCCAGUGGUGGCAGAGAUGCCAGUGGUGGCAGAGAUGCCAGUGGUGGCAGUGUCUGGUGAGGGCAGCGUCACAGGAAGGCCAGAGUAG